Molecule: messenger RNA, 2756 nt
Organism: Sphaeroforma arctica JP610
Lineage: Eukaryota; Ichthyosporea; Ichthyophonida
Product: TK protein kinase
Exons: 18
Biological process (GO): positive regulation of kinase activity; cell surface receptor protein tyrosine kinase signaling pathway; protein phosphorylation
Cellular component (GO): signaling receptor complex
Molecular function (GO): calcium ion binding; protein binding; ATP binding
Source: RefSeq, a predicted model, not a curated record
CCAAAGGUACCUUCUCAGCCAACAGUGCACUGGUGUACGUAUGGGCGGCUGGGAAUGACUUGGACUGCUGUUCAUUGGCAGUGCUCAUCGCUCUGAGAGAGGCCGGUGUGACUGUGUAUGUGGACCCCGCAUGUUUACAGGAGAACAGCGUGAGUGAUGUUUCCAACUACUACCUUGCUUGGGAAUUCGAAUUUAACCAGCCCAAAAGUUGGGAAUGCCUUGGUCCUUGUGCAUCGCUUCUGGACAGUGACGUGUGCCCGACAGGGCUGACAUGUGUGUCUACAAGCUACAAAGACUAUACGUGCAAUUGUCCAAAAGGCUAUUCAUAUAGUCCUAUACAGCCAGACGAUCUUUCGAUCGUAGAAACAGACGAAGAUACAGAUGAUCCGACCACAGUUGUUGAUACUGGUCGAGGUCCGGAGAGACUGGAGGACUGUGUGAACGAUGACGAGUGUGCUCUGGGGACUCAUGAUUGCCAUCCGGAAGCGCAGUGCACGGAUACCGUGGGUUCGUUCACUUGCAAGUGCAACGCUGGAUUCUCAGGAAGCGGGCAGGAUUGUUUCCCUGAGAACUUUGCGUUUUUUAGGCCUCCUAUAUAUGCCGUGUUGUCCGAACAUUUCGAUGGCGGAGAUGUGGAUGCAGAGCUAGAUACACACGUGCUAGGCGUUUAUAUGUUUGACAUACUCGUGCAGAGGGGUCAGUGCUCGUUACUGUGCUACACUGAUGCGAGCUGCAAGGAGUUUGUGAUAGACACUUCGGGCCAGUACUCGGGAAGGUGUAUAACAAAGUCAGAGGCCAGCAACGAUACGAUAGCGCUGUUUGAACAGACCGUACUAAAGAGUGCGUACGUAUACACCAAAAUUCAACCAGUGGCUGUCCUCAACUAUCUUGGGCCUUCUGUUGGAUACCUGUCAGGAGAGGGGGCGUUCAAUCUAUCGAGAGAAGUACGUCUAAAGGAGACUGAAUGUGCAUCCUGGUGCAAUGAACUGAGUUCCUGCCGAUCAUUUGACGUGGCCUUGGGCGGCUCCAACGCCGGAAAGUGCCAAUUAAACACAGUUACAUCAGUGGCCACUAGUUUGGAUACACACACGAACACAGGUAUUGAUAGUACCGGCCAGGAGACAAACAUAACCACACGUGUGGCGUUAGACAACACUACAGCGCAGAGUACCGCCCCCGCAAUUCCCCAGUAUAACUUCGACGAAGGCAACGUGUUUCGCUAUACAAGGCAACUCUUGGACCUGUCUACAGACUGUGGUGAUCUGUUCGGGUGUCUCACGUGCACCUCAGAUAAUAGAUGUGUGAUAUGUGAGAGCCCCUUUAGACUGUCAAGCGCCGCACUUUGCGAGUGCGAAAAAGGCCAAUAUCUUCAAAAUUUUCACGUACCAUACAAAUGCAACGAUUGCUCGGCAAACAAAUGCCGCCAGACUUACCUACCUUGUUCUGCAUACAAUGACCUGAUAUGUGCAUCGUGUCCGACGGGGUGGUACGGUCGGCAGUGCGAUCAAAUAUCCGACAUCGAUGAAACUGAGAAGCCGAUUUCAGCUGACUCUAUUGACCCCGCGAUAACAUCGACUUUGCCGGGCGAGCAGUUCCCAUCUAACGGCAAAGAGAGCAGCAGUGCCGCAGCGGGGAAUCCGAUACUGAUCAAGGGAUCACCAAAUAUCACCAUAAUACUCAUUGUCGCAGUGCUUGUGGCUGUUUUGAUGGCAUCUCUAGUAGCUGUUAUAAUUGUACUUUUAAUACGAAGGAAACGACGGAAGGAAACCAAGAGGCGAGAGUCCAAAACGGAAUCAGUGGAACUUGAUGACUCGCCAAGCAGUCCCACUCCUGGGAUACGCCAGUUGCCACCAGUCGACACCAAACUGAAAACAACAUUUAUUGACCCGAUGGCUGUGACUGUACUCAGAACAAUCGGUAAUGGCAACUUUGGCGUUGUGUCCGAGGGCAAACUCAGUGUAGGAGAGGAGACGCAUCACGUAGCCAUCAAAGAGUUGAAACACAAAAUGGCGGUCGCCAAGGACGAAGAGUUGCUGGCGGAAGCGGCGGUCAUGACCCAAUUGUACCACGACAAUGUGUUGCGCUGUUACGGAGUGUCCAUAUUGACCGAGUCAAAUAGCCCUUGUUUCUUGAUGGAAUAUAUGUCGGGGGGUAGCCUCAAUGAAUACCUUGUAAGGAAUCACGGAAAGAUUUCCAUAGCGGUUCGAAUAUUCUUCGCUCAUCAAAUCGCGCGAGGGAUGGCAUAUACGAUAGCAAGAGGCAUAGUUCACAGAGACUUGGCCACCCGUAAUGUCAUGCUGGGUCCGAUGUGCCCAGGAGAGAGUAAAGUGGCAGUUUGCGCAGUAAAGUUGGCUGAUUUCGGGAUGUCCCGGUAUUUCACGGAGGGUAAUUACUACCAGAUGGCGAAUCAAACAGGCCCGCUGCCGAUUCGGUGGAUGGCGCCGGAAGCAUUAACGCUAUCGAAAUUUGACGAGAGAUCGGACGUAUGGAGCUUCGGUGUAUCCCUUUGGGAGAUAUUCAGUGGUGGGAAAAUACCAUACGAAAAUAUAGAGAGUCACAAUCUCUUCACAUCAAUAGAUAAUGGGCUGCGAUUGAAAAAGCCAGAAAGCUGUCCUGACAGUAUACACAACAUCAUGCUGCAAUGCUGGGAGACGAACCCAAAGGACAGACCAUGUUUCUAUACCAUUGAGAGGCGCCUUAGGGCAAUACUGUGCUUUUAUGAACCAGAGCUAGUCAAUACGGUGGGUGACUACUAG